Molecule: messenger RNA, 1464 nt
Organism: Sphenostylis stenocarpa
Lineage: Eukaryota; Viridiplantae; Streptophyta; Magnoliopsida; Fabales; Fabaceae
Source: the annotation of a GenBank genome assembly
AUGCAAAAUUUGCUUUCUUGUUUCUCUUUGUUAGGAUUAGGCUCUGCGGGGGUGAUCUGUGUGCAAUUCGGGGCUGGAAAUCUUGCUUUUGUUUCAGGCUUUUGUGAAUUCCCUGCGGUUAGAUCUGCUUCCUGCUGUUUUCUUUUGUUCGAAUGUGAAAGAAUGAAGAGGUCAAGGGAUGAUGUUUACAUGAGUUCACAACACAAACGGCCUAUGGUGUCUUCUAGAGGAGAACCCUCGGGGCAACCACAGUUGAUGAGUGGUGGUGGUCAGAGGCUAACCACAAAUGAUGCCUUGGCAUAUCUCAAAGCAGUAAAGGAUAUGUUUCAAGAUAAGAGGGAAAAGUAUGAUGACUUUCUGGAAGUAAUGAAGGAUUUCAAGGCUCAAAGAAUUGAUACAACAGGUGUCAUAGCAAGAGUGAAGGAUCUGUUUAAAGGGCACAAAGAUCUAAUUUUGGGAUUUAACACCUUCUUGCCAAAGGGAUAUGAAAUUACACUUCCAUUGGAAGAUGAGCAACCUCCCCAAAAGAAGCCUGUUGAAUUUGCAGAAGCCAUAAGUUUUGUGGGCAAGAUUAAGACUCGCUUUCAAAGCAAUGAUAGUGUUUAUAAGUCAUUUCUAGACAUAUUAAAUAUGUACAGAAAGGAAACCAAGUCUAUCACUGAGGUUUACGAGGAGGUUGCUGCACUUUUUCAGGACCAUGCAGACCUUCUUGAGGAGUUUACUCAUUUUCUUCCGGAUACUUCAGGAAUAGCCUCUAAUCACUAUGCUUCUGCUCGAAAUCCUCUGCUUCGUGAUAGGAGCUCUGCAAUGCCAACAGUGAGGCAAAUGCAUGUUGAAAAGAGAGAAAGGAACAUUGCUUCACAUGGUGAUCGUGACCUCAGUGUUGACCAUCCUGAUCCAGAACUUGACAGAUGUUUAAUUAAGGUUGAAAAGGAUCAGCGGAGGCGUGGUGAGAAGGAAAAGGAAAGUAGAGAAGAGAAAGAUAGGAGACAGCGGGAAAGGGAUGAUAGAGAUUAUGAUCAUGAUGGUAGUAGGGAGAAUUUAUCUCACAAGCGUAAAUCUGGUUGUAUGGCUGGAGACUCUAGUGCUGAACCAUUGCAUGAUACUGACGAAAAUUUUGGCAUGCAUCCUGUCUCGUAUGCUCAUGAGGAUAAAAGUUCUUUGAAAAGUGCUCCAGUGAUUGGUUACCUUGACAAAGUGAAGGAGAAAUUACGAAAUCCCGAGGAUUACCAGGAAUUUUUGAAGUGCCUAAAUAUCUACUGCAAGGAAAUAAUUGCCCGUCAUGAAUUGCAAUCAUUGGAAGAGCUUUCCAAAUACACUCAAGCUCCAACAUCCUCCAUGUUGAGAUAUGUGGGCAAUUUACUGGGAAAAUAUGCAGAUCUUAUGGAGGGAUUUGAUGAAUUUUUGUCUCAAUGUGAGAAGAAUGAAGGAUUCCUUGCUGGUCUCCUGAAAAAAAGUAAGUAA